ACCUCUUUGGAAAAGGAAGUAGACUGGAGUAUAGACCUAAUGUGGAACCACUAGCAUCUUCUGGACUCAAAAGAGGCUGAUGGAGAAAAGUCUGGUCACCUUCAUUUUCAUUCCAUGGAAGGAUAAAGGAGCGUGCAAUUGAUAGUUCUCUGAAAGUUCUGUACCUUCCAAAGUCACAUGACUAAACUGGAAGCCAUUUUGUGAUAUCAACGGUAGAUGAUGGUCCUGAGGAACAGACACCACCAGUUCUGUCAGAAAAUGAUUCAACACCAACAGUUUCAACAUCAGAAGUAACGAGCUUACAAGAUCCCCAAACUCAUAUGGACCCGUUGCUGAAACUGCUGGCGACCACGGCCUCGAAACCGCCAAUGAUCAAGGCUUCCAAACGCCUGCCAACGCAGCUUCUCUGGGAAACUUACUGGAAGGGAAAGGACUCAAGAGCAAGAGAUGAGUCCAAGCCAGAAUGAACCUCCUCACGAACUUGAGGACCAAUUUAUAUUGCGUCUGCCUCUGGAACAUGCUGCUACUGUCAGGAAGAUAAUACAUUCUGAAAGUGCUACCAUGAAGGAUAAACUAAAACUUGACUUCUCUCCUGAUGGGCACCAUGCAGUUGUUGGGAUAGAAGAUGUUUCACUAGAUGCUCAGCUGGUUGAUCUGCCUCGCAUUAUCAAAAGCCUAAAAAUUCUCAAUAGAAAAACAUUUUAUAAAAUGGCAGAUAUUUCCCAGAUGCUUGUGUGCUCUGCUGAUGGUGAUCUCCACUCUUCUGUGGAAGAGCCCAUUACUUCUACUGAUCCUAAAGUAAUCAGGAAAAAAAGAAAGAAACAGAAAAAUAUGCCUGGAAUCAUGGCACUUGUUGAUUUCAAACAAACUGAAGAAAUCAGCCUCACUGAGUACAAUGAAUGUCCUGAGGAAGUGAAGAAAUUACUGCGUUCAGAUGCUGCAGCUGUCAGUGUCCGAUGGGAAGUCAUUGGUGAAGAUGAAACCAAGGAAGGAGAGAACCAAGCCUCCACCCCAGGCUUUGCAAUCCUCCCAGGAAAAACAACGUGCAAGCAGGGUCAUGUCUCAUCAGGAUUAAAUAGGCUUCAGAAGUUCGGUGAUUUGAGCAGUAACAGUAAUGAGAAGGAUGAAGACGAGUACAAGGAUGAGGACAAAGAUGACAAUGAAGAUGAGGAUGAGGAGGAAGAUGACAAGAUGAGGAAGAGGAGGAAGAUGAUGAAGAUGGAUGAGGAAGAAGGUGACAAUGAAGAUGAGGAGGAAGAUGACAAUGAAGAUGAGGAAGAUGACAAUGAAGAUGAGGAUGAGGAGGAAGAUGAUGAUGAUGAGGAUCUGGAAAAGGAGCUACAGGUCCAGUUCAUUGAAUCUGGCCAGUAUGAGGCAAAGGAAGGAGCUGAUUCAAUAGUCUUGAGAAUACAGCAGCAUAUUCGUUAUGUGGAAAGGAAGCUCCAAGAGAUUCAACAGGAAGCGCAAAGGGAUCUCCUUGCGAAAGUGGAAAACCUGUUGCUCAAGAAUUAUUUACAUUCUGUGGUGGAGCAGCUUAUGUUAGAGGAGGAGAAAAAUGAACAGCUCAUUACCCUUCAGAAACAACUGAAAUGUGUUCUGAAGCGAGGAGAGCCUUCAGACUGGCACACAACCCUUGGGUUUACCAUCUAGACUGAAGACUGGAAGAAAUCAUACAUAUUUCUGUUCCUUUUGUUGCCUUAUGUUGAAUCAUUUGUAUUUGUUUCUCUGAACUUUUUUUUUUGCUAGUUUUACUCAAAGUUUAUAGUAUUGUAGAAAGGGAUAGAACAUAAAAGAGCAGUAGAUGUGAUUGCAAAAGAAUUGAUGUUCUUUAUCAAUUUGAGAAUUACUUGUCUUGCGUUCAUUCUGCUGGUACCAUCAGGCGAUUCAGCCAUGCUUGCUAAAGGCAGACAGUCUAAGCUGAAGGUCAUACAGUGAAUUUGCAUAUGUUUUAGCUUCCGUUCUCCUGCUUCUUUUUAAAUAUUUCCUGGAACAUAGAAUGAACCAAGUUGAUUCUACCAAGGGCUAGGACUUGCCCCAGUGAAUUAAGUGCCUACCUCGCAGAAGUUAAUCCUAGGUGGUGUCUUCUGUCUGCCCAGGUAAUAGGGCCUGCUUUCCUCCUCAGGGAUGAUUUCUUGCCACUGCCAUCUUUGUUCUGUUGUUGUUUGCCAGCUAAGGGAAUAGUUGCAGCAGAGGUGAAAUUCUGAGCUAUUAUCCCUAUUCUGAGCCUCUUCAUUCUAACCCCCAACAGAAAAAAGUUUAGGAAAAAGCAGAUGCCUGCAAAGAUUUCCUUAAAAGCUUUGGAUGGGUUUGUUUUUUUAGCUGUAUUGUUAAGGCUUUCUGGUCUGUAUUCUUUAAGCAGUAAAUAAAUUCCUCAUUUUAAAUGGA
Manis javanica (Malayan pangolin) is the source of this 2385-nucleotide messenger RNA. NCBI's taxonomy places the organism in Eukaryota, Metazoa, Chordata, Mammalia, Pholidota, Manidae. The record is from RefSeq and is a predicted model, not a curated record.